This is a messenger RNA of Spodoptera exigua (beet armyworm), 2109 nucleotides long. The record is from the annotation of a GenBank genome assembly. Lineage: Eukaryota; Metazoa; Arthropoda; Insecta; Lepidoptera; Noctuidae.
UAUUUUUCGUUGUUGGAUUUUUAUAAUGCUUUAAUUGUUCGGUCUGUUAAGAUGUUGCCUGUGUUAAUUUUCUUGGCUGUGUUUUGUGAUGUGCGAGCGGCGUUGUUCUACGAUUCUUACUAUGGCGUGCCUAUUGGCAUGGAUGAAGUAAAGCGUCACUCAAAAAGCAAUACUACUUUUUGGUGCGUGAACGAGUUUGAGCCAUGUGAUCCCAAUGAAGGCAGGAGAGUUGACGGUACCUGUAACAAUUUAAGGUAUCCCAACAGAGGUGCUAGUCACACCCCGUUUACCAGAAUUCUACCACCAGCGUUUGAUAAAGAUUACGAACCUAAGAAAGCGGCAUCGGGCAAUGAUUUGCCUUUGCCUCGUGUCCUGAGAACAAAUCUGGUGUCUGUUGGCAAAGUGCCCAGUCAAAGGUUGACGCAGCUGGCCAUACAUGCGUUUGUUUUCUUAUCCUCUGACGUUGUUUCUCUACACGACACAAUUAACUACAUAUUAUGGAGACCGUACUGUUGUGCUCCGAGGGGCAAAAACGAUACUUACUGCGUUCCCAACAAGAUACCAAAUGACGAUCCGGUCCACCGUUUCUCUGGCCAUCGUUGUCUGAACAUGACUAGACCUGAAACUUUCCAAAGUAUCGGUUGCAUUCCCAAGGGAUCCACUCCUGAGAGAAUUGUUUCAUCAACUCCAGGCAUUGACCUAUCCUCGGUUUACGGAAACUUCUUGAAGAACUUACAGGAAAAAGGGAGACUGUACCAAGGUGGUCUUUUGAAGUAUGAAGAAGACAGUGGAAGAAUUUGGCCUCCAAGCACAAAGACUCAGGCCAAUGUCUGCUUCCUAAACCAAAGACCUGCGGAGACCAGAUGUCAUGAUAUGCCGGAAGACGGAGGUAACACUCUGGGUGGUAUCAACCUCAUGGCGGUUUGGUUGUGGAGGAACCACAACUUUAUAGCCACACAGCUAGCCAAGGUCAACCCAUGCUGGGACGAUGAGAGGCUGUUCAACACUGCAAGAGACAUCAACAUCGCUCUGUACCUUCAAUUCAAUUACUAUGAGUUGAUUCCCGCUUUCUUAGGCUAUGAAAACUUAAUUAAAGAUGGAGUGAUCACACCUACUGGUGAAUUUAGGGAUGUGUAUAACGAGAAGGUUCUGCCUCAAGUAUCCUUGGAAUUCCCUUUCGCUUUGAGAUGGUUGCACACCGUUCAGGAAGGGUCUUUGAAAAUGUACGACCUGGAGGGACACUACUUGAAACAGUUCCCCAUAGUUAACCUUACAUUGAGAACUGGGUACUUUGACGUUGAUAAUAACAUUGAUUACAUCACUCAAGGAAGCUUUAGACAGGGAAGCGCCAAGAUUGACUACAUUGCUGAUCCUGAUAUUACAGAACAAGGUUUAGGCCCUCACCAAAGCGUGUCAGAUUUGAUGACCAACGAUAUGGCUAAAAACAGAUACUUUGGAUUCCAACCUUACGUCAAGUAUAGAGAGGCAUGCUUUGGAAAACCAAUCCGCUCGUUCUAUGACCUUGAAGGCAUUGUGGACCCUGAGAGGAUUGAGAUUCUUAGAGAUCUUUAUGAAAAGGUAGAAGAUGUAGAUCUGUUAGCUGGUAUUUGGGUUGAAAGACCAAUUUAUGGCGGAUACGUUCCUCCAACAUUCUAUUGCUUGACCAUAGACCAGCUGAGAAGAAACAUGAUUUCCGAUAGACAUUGGUAUGAGAGACCAAACCGUCCCAAUGCUUUUAACGCACUCCAACUGGGCGAAAUAAGAAAAUAUACCAUUGCAAGACUUCUGUGUGACAUUGGAGACAAAGUUACUAAGAUUCAACCACACGCUUUCUUGAAGGCUGGAUUCAACAACAAAAUGGUCAGUUGUGAAAACAUACCUGCUAUAAACUAUGAAGCUUGGAGGGAUUUGAACUGUGGGCUGCCGACGUAUUUCAACCAAUAUGGUAAAGAUAUCGCAGAGUGAUUGGUGUAAACAAAAUUAUAUAAGAUUUUGAGGUGGUUGACCUAAAAAGACUGGCCUCGUCUACCAAUAAAAUGAAGUCAUCGACCUCAAGUUGGCAGUCUAUCUUAUAAAUACAUUGAAUUAAUAAAAUUAUUUUGUAAUAGG